ACCUGAUCAGGAAGUACAUAAUUUCAACCAUGGUCAAUACCGUUCACGCCAUCCCUCACCACCUGGCUCAAUGCAUGACUCAAAUAACAUAGCAAAAUUAGUUCGAGAGGAAGUGCGGCGACAAACACAAUACCUCACCCAAACAAACCGCCCAUCAAGUUCUGGUGUUCCUUCUAACCGUAACCGUCGCACAACUGAUGGCUUACCCAUAUGCAACAAAUGCAAUAAAGUUGGCCAUAUUGCUCGUAACUGUAGAGCUGGAGGAAUACAACAUCAGCCCCCACAAGUUUCUCAGCAUAAUUUUCACAUCCGUCCUGGCAUGCAACGUCAAUUUUCAUCUCAGUUUAAUUCAUAUACUCGUCCUGGCAUGCAACACCAGCCUGUACAGAGACCCCAAUUUAAUUCAAACAUACAUCCUGAUGCUCCCACAUUCAAUCCACAACAAGGGCGAACUGCCAACAACCCAUUUAAUGCGGAAUCGGGAAACUAAUGGCUGCUUCUUUAUACCGGGACGAUAGGGAAGCAAUGAUUUUUGAAGUAUUUGAGAAAUCCAAAUGUCUCGAAAUGUUUAAUGAAAAUGUUGUUGAAAAUUUACCUGACAAAUUUAAUGAUGUAUCAGAUAUGCUAAUUAAUAUAGAAGAAAAAGGGCAGCAUGAUUUUGACAGCCCCCCAUGUCCUGUUGAAACAAGUGUGAAUAUACAUCCUGAUCUUGUAGAUAUUGAUUUUAGUUUACCUGCAGGCAAGUCACUUAGCGUAUUAUGUGAGGAGAAUAACUCCUCUGGCCUACCGAAGAUAAAUUGUGAUACAUUGACAACAAAUGUAAACCCAGUGAGUCAAAUGUGUAAAGAUAGUUUUGAGGUGACCGCGUCACCAUGUGUAAAUGUACCACAGCAAGUCAAAUUUAGUGCUAGAGAACAAUUUCUCUUACCUCAUACAAUAGAUGUACCAGUCUGUAAUGAUCUAGUAGACCUGUCAUAUGAAGUUAAUAAAGAAACAAGUAAGGAAGCAAGUGUAGUUGUUUUGAAUUCUGACCUGGAAGGCCUGUCAUAUCCUGUUCCAAAAACCUCUGUGCAUGCUGUUAAUUCUAUUUCAUUUGAGUUUCGCAAUAAUUGUCCAUUCUUGCAAGGUCAAGUAAGUGGUAUACCUACGUCUAUUUUAUGCGACACUGGAGCAUCUGUCACCACGAUUAGUGAGAAGUUAUUUAACAAAUUCCCUAAUUGCAAGAAAAUGCCUAGCAGUAAAACAUUUCAACAAACUAUUAGAACUGUCAGUGGUGAAAACAUGCCCAUCAAUGGUGUGGCAUUAGUUCCCUUUCAAAUUGGUGAGUAUAACUAUACAUUUUAUGCAUACAUCAUAGAAAAUUUAACUUAUGAUGCAAUUCUUGGGUCUGACUUCCUAGGUCAUUAUCAAGGUGUUAUCGAUUUUGACAACCAGUCUUUUGAAUUAUUGCCACCAAGUGAAAAUCCACCACCUACGGAUACACCACCACCUUGUCCGAUACCUAGGCUAGUUAAGUCGGAAGGGUAUGACCCUGAGCAUAAUUCAUGGGUAGACGAGACUGACAUUAUUCACCUUGAACAAAACAACAACUAACGUACGAUACCAUCUCAAGGCUUUUAACCUCUGGGACGACUUGUUUUGUGAUCCGGAUGUUCAGGAUCUCAUGCUUGUGUUGUCCAGACUUCGGCUGUGAACUAUUUAGCCUCGCAUGUACCCCUCGUUCGGACACGUUAUAAUUGUGUGUGAAGUAUAAUUAGAUGUCGCACUAUGUGGGAAGUUGAAAGUGAAUGAUGAGAAAAAGAAUGUAAAAUAGGCUUUGUUAUUGUUUUGUUAUUGUUUUGUUAUUGUUUUGUUAUGUUUUGUUAUUUUGUUAUUGUCCCUUCCAUGACACAACUAUGUUCUUUUUCCUUAAUAUUUGGUUCAAGUCAAAUUUCACAUGCCUUUGCAAUUAGGUGAGUAUUUAUCUGUAAUCAAUAUACGGAUACAGUUUCAGUUAAAGUUCUCAACAGUGGAAUACAACGAUGGUUGCACAUGCAAAGAAAUGUACAAUUACUGAAAGACUGCUAACCUUGAAAUCAAGAUCAUAUUGAACUUAUUUAAUUGUAAUAACUUUGAAAACCGGGAGGUUUUCACUUAAAGGAGAGAGAUAUGUUAUACACGGAAAUAAUACACUAGAAUUAUAUGCACGAGUGUUGCAUCACAUGAUCCAUGAAGCAUACAAUGAACCAUUGAUGAACAAUGCACAAUAGCAUAAUUUAAUUAACAGGAAACAAUGUGUAUGACACUGUCAGGAAACAGUGAGUGUAUUAGAGUCUUAGUGUCAGAGUAGAGCUGACUGUAGUCAGAGCGUUUGUAUCUAUCAAAAGCUACGCACAGACGCACACAAUAUUCAAAAUAUAUAUAUGUGAUAAAAGAAACCGUGUUGGUGUCAGUGAUAUUGAUAUUCUUGUUGUUGAGCUAUUACCCCUACGGCCCCGACGAUCCUGCUGUAUUAGUCUGAAUAUAACCAAGAAAAG
Molecule: messenger RNA, 2516 nt
Organism: Paramuricea clavata
Lineage: Eukaryota; Metazoa; Cnidaria; Anthozoa; Malacalcyonacea; Plexauridae
Source: the annotation of a GenBank genome assembly